Drosophila kikkawai is the source of this 3065-nucleotide messenger RNA. Its product is annotated as kalirin. The record is from RefSeq and is a predicted model, not a curated record. Gene Ontology annotation, biological process: axon guidance. Gene Ontology annotation, cellular component: extrinsic component of membrane; cytoplasm. Gene Ontology annotation, molecular function: guanyl-nucleotide exchange factor activity. Lineage: Eukaryota; Metazoa; Arthropoda; Insecta; Diptera; Drosophilidae.
GCGCAGGUGAGCGAACGUACCGCUACGCGUUCUCUCUCUCCUUCUUUCGCUCUUCUUCUCUCGCCGAUCGUUGCCAAUAACGGUCUACAGUCGACAUUGCGUAUACGCCGCGUGGGCCACGCUCGAACCCGCGACCUUAAGCCAGCGAAUAAUAACGAUCUAAAAAAGCAGGCAACAAUCGCAAUAAAGCGACGAAAUAAGAAUCAAAAGGCAAGGGAAAAAAGCGCAACAGUUGACGCCAACACACAGAGAGAUACGAAUACGUGUUUCCACACACAAAACCCCACAAAAAAGCUUAAAACAAAAUAAAUAAAUAUAAGAUAAACAUUUUAUAUACCGCACUUGCUUGACAAAAUAACAAAAAAAAAAAAAAAAAAGAAAAAGUAAAACCAAAUAGCUGGCCAUAAAUGUUUAAUUCGGGGGAGAACUGAGAACCGAAUUUCGCUCAGUGAGAUAAUGAGCAAGUGAGUUUGCAGACGGAGACAGGCCCCAGAGAGACAGAGAGAGACCCCCGGAGUGGUGUAACGAUAAGUCUUAUCAACGGCGGAGACAGACCAAAAUGGCCGACGAAGAUCUGAGUCCGCUGCCCUUCCGUCGGGAACGCAAUCUCAGCAACAGAAACUUCAACAAACGCAACUCGCGCCGCCGGAUCAGCCAGCAGGCGGCGGAGCAGGAGCGGCAUAGCAGCACGCUCGUUAGUAGCCAACCGGAGUCCGUCGACGCCGCACGGAGUGAUAGUGUCGCCAGCAGCAGUUCCAGCUCGCUACACAUUUCGUACUCCGUCAAUUCCGACACGGUGAGCGCCUUCAAUCGCCGCUCUCUGCUCAAGAUGCGCGCGGCGUCGGAGAACGGGGCUGGUGUGGAUGCCACUAUCCCCUCGGAGGAGCCCCCAAUGUCACCACAAACGCCCGAUCCCGCCUGGCUGGACGUGCGGCAAAAGGUGCAUCGCUUCGAGAACUUCAAGACCAACAUAUGUUUCCUGAAGCAGGAACGGAACAGUCUCAAAUUGUUGGAGAACCGUCGUCAUCCCUCCUUCGAGGAUCAUGGCACACCGCCACCCACGCCGCCGCGUGGCAUACGUCGCCUUGGCCUAAGCAGCAGCCGCAGCAGCUCCAUACCCAGCAUUCCCGCCACCAGCAUCGAUGAGGUGCGUUCCGAGGAUGAAGUGGACCAGAUCUCUGACUUUGAAACGGAUCCACAUGCGGUCGAGGGCGGAGAAUAUGUGCUGGAUGGCACCACCUCGGAGGUGCUGCCGCCGAGUGAGGAGAUCGAGGAGUCCAAGCAGCAGCAGGUCCAACGUUCCAUUAGUGCAGAUCAGUCCAAGGGAGGACCGCUGAAAAUGCGCAACGAUUUUCCAAGAAAUUAUCGCUCGACGCCGAGACGAAAGACUGAAAUCAUUGGCACCACAAACGAGCAUGUCGUGGGCAAGUUUCACUCGGUUUACCAGCCCAGAGAUGAAGAGGAGGAGGUGGAGAUCGAACUGCGGGACAAGAGCGACAAGUGCGUGCAUCCCAUUCUGGAGGAGUUGAUCAAGACGGAGGAGGCCUAUGUGAAGAACCUGUACACGGGCAUCGAGAACUAUGGCAACAUCUUCCAGCGAAAGGAUCUGCCACUGGGUCUGCGCGGCAAGAAGUAUGACUUGUUUGGAAAUAUCGAGCAGAUCGCCGAGUUCCAUCGCGAUGAGUUCCUGCCCAUGCUGCAACGCAAUCGAAGGGAUCUGAAGCGAUUGUUCGAUGAAUUUCUGCAGUUCCUGGAUCAAAACUGCUUCUACGGCUAUGUAAUCUUCACCAUGAACAAGCAAAAGUCUCUAAAGCUAUGCGAUCUCUACAAAAAUUACUUUACUAGCAUUCGCCUGGAACGCGAUGACAAGUUGGGCAUCAACAGCUUCUUGGUUCAACCUAUUCAGCGCAUGGCCCGUUAUCCUUUGCUCCUCACGCAGUUUAUCAAUACCUUUUUCAAAAACCGCGAUAUAGUGAUGAAGCCACUGAUUGAAUCAUGCUGCCGACUGGAGAAGCGUCUGCGUUCCUUGCUGACCACCACCAAUGAAUCGGAGAACAUCAACGACAUAGUAGAUUGUCAUGAGUUCAAUGUCUUCUAUCAGGGAAAAUUCCGCAAGGUAAACGAGUUCCAGGUGCUCGAUCACAAGCUGAAGCGUAGCUACCGGGCCAAGGUCUUUAUUUUUGACAAGUGCAUCAUCUACACGGAGAUCAAGGGCAAGAGCCUGCUCUUCCAUGGUCGUUAUCCCUGCGAGCACAUUGGCAUUUCGGCCAAGACCAAGUCCUUUACGCUGUAUUAUGAGCGCAGGAAGCAGCAGGAGUGCGAAUUCACCGCGGAUCCCACACAGAUCGCCCUUUGGCUGGACCUAAUCCGGGACAUGAUCAACAAUUUUGCCAACGAAGAGCGGGCCAAGCUGCAGGAGCGCUACUCCCGGGAGAACGAUCAUCUGCACCGAAAGGCUCCCAGUUUUUCGCUAUAUCGCGACUCGAAUCGCUUCAGCUCAGACAGUGGCAUUGGCAACAUCUGGAUAAUGCCGAAACCGGACGAGGACACCAUCAGCAAUCGCACUACUUGGUAUGCGGCCUCGUAGAUCCUAAUGAAAACACUCUAGAGAGAUAGGAUCUUUGCCAGACUACGGGAAAUCCACAGUGAUAACAAAAAUGGGGUGAUCCCGAAUCCCCUGCCUCAGGGCCAAGAAGGCCGGGUCUAUUCAAUAAUCGAAAUCGUUUCAAAUAUAUGCUCAACGCUUGUCGCGAACUGCAGCAAAAUCCUUUCGAUUUGAAUGCUAAAUCACCAAAUAUUCUUUGUAUUCUAAGUUUAGUUACUCUAAGUGUACAUAUUCCUGUAUUAUUGUUGACUCAAACUGUAGCUCGUUGAAAGUUUCUCUUGUGCCGACCUUGUUAAGUUAUUAUGUUUUUCUGUAUUUAAUAAUCAUCAACUAUUAAUGAACUAAAAUACAUAUUUAGAAUAAAGCCAAUUGUAGAGAAAAUGUUAUAAAUAAAAUGGUAAAUGCUUUACAAAUUAUGUUUUAAGGGAUCACAAGUAAUAAAGAAAUAUCUAGAAAAGAA